AUGGGACUACGUGGAGAACAGCCAGCACUUGAACAGGAGGAGAAGAAGAAGAAGAGGAAGAAGAAGAAGAAGAGGAAGAAGAAGAAGAAGAAGAAGAAGAAGAAGAAGAAAACGAAGAAGAAAAAGGAGAAGGAGGAGAAGGAGGAGGAGGAGGAGGAGUAGGAGGAGGAGGAGGUAGUGGUAGUUGUGGCGGUGGUGAUAGUGGUGGGGUGGUAGCGGUGCGCUUUCCGACCGUUCUUGCGAAACUCACUCGUUUCGUUGUGCCUUACGGGUUCUCUCUCUCGAGCGCAACCAGCAGCCGCACAGCGGCGCGUGAUAUAGGCAGAAUGAUAUUGCCGACAAAGACAAGGGAGACUGGAUUGACCAUUUCUGUCUUAUUGACCGUCGUCAGUCAGUCAUACCCAGUCUUGAGGUGUGGAACACCUGGGGCCCGAACUCGCGACCUGUUAGUUAGAAGUUCGAUGCCUCUAACCACUGAGUCACGGACUUUUUGACUUGUCGGUUUUGCUCGAGAAUAUACAAUGGUGGAGGAAAUGCUAAUAAGCCAAAAAUGGCCAUUCCAGUCUCCCUUGAAAUUCUGCCUAAAUGUCAUUCACAAAUGACGAAAUAUAGUCAAUCUCCGCCGAGAAUUCGGACUUGAUAACUCAGUGGACGGAGCCAGCUGGUCCAAUGGCCGCUGACACGCUAGGCUCUGAAUCAAAUCGCGAGUCCGCCGGCAUCAAGGGUCAGCGACAUGACUGCCUGAUGACAGUAGAUAAUCCAGAAAGGUCAAUUGCGGUCGCGAUUGUAUCUGUCUGUAACUCUUUUCGGUUUGUCAUUUUUCGCCACCGCGCGGCUGGAUAUGGAGAUCUAGGCUCAAGAUUCCACAACGCAAUGAAACUGGUUCAUCUUACGUUAUUCAAUCAAAAUGUUAUGAUAAACGUUAAUCCAGUUGGACAUCAGGACAAUGUCCAGUGUCUGGAACCCAGUGGGCACAGUUGUGGAUCCUCCCCAAAUGACAGAUUUUCCUUCGUACGCAUGAGGAACGGUCGCAUUAGUUAGAAUAAGCUCGCCAUAGUAGCCAAGUCGAAGAGAAAAUUUAUUUAUUUUCGCGGUGGUUAGGCGUGAAUGCAUAAAUCCAUAGAAGGGACAGUAGGCUUGUUGUGGGCGGGUUCAGCUUCCUACAAGCGACUUUUGUCAACCUACGUUGCUUAUUUAAACGUUAUAUCAUAAUGAUAGUGGAAGCCAGGACGGGGCAUGCAUCUGGUGCCUGGGAACUAAACACCUGACCAACAAUACGCACCUUAUUUUGGUCAGGGUAGGUUGUGUAACUCCACUGGAUUUAUCAUGUAUAAGUAACCACUAUAUUUGCUUUAGAAGGUCCUGUUUUGUUUAUUGAUCUACAGCUACAGGAAGUCUCCUUUUGGGUGUCAUCUAACACUUUGAUAUAACCGCAUACACUGAGUUGAUUUUUACAGCUUAUUUGGCAUGAUGACUUCGCUCCCCUCUCCGUAAUCCCUUUUGUUUUACCUUGAUUUCCUAGUUAGCCCAACGUACUUGCAUUGCCUUUGGUUGUCGAUUCCAUACGUUAUGACUAACUCAUUUCUUCCAGAAGAGUAGUUAAACCUUUUUGUGCUAUGACGGCACUCACCAUGCGACGCGUACUUUAAGGGUCGCCGGUUGCAUGUUGGUUUACUUUACCUCGGUUAGAACACAAACGCUCGGUUUCCUCGAUAUCUCCAAGCAGUUUCUGUUGCCGAAGACGUACGCUUGACUUAUUUAUUUCUCUGAGAAUACUUAUGUACAGUCCCUAUAGUAAGCAAAAAUAACACGGUUUAAUUUAUUUGGGAGGUGGGGUUACACAACCCAUCGUUACCCUUAUUUUUACUAAGCAAAAGUCAUUGUUUACUCAAGCUACGGAAAAUGGCCUGUGCUUCCCGUCUCGUCGCUCUACUUAAAGGACACUGACUACUUAUUCGGGUUAAGGACGAGACUAACUUGCGUGCUUCCAGAACCAUCGGCUGCGUCUGGAGAGUUGUCAUACAAUCUCAGUGGAACCAAAGCACCCAAUACAUUAGGCUCAUGAUGCGGGUAAGACAUAUGGGAGAAUAAAAUGUCAACUGGCACAUUGCACCGAAGGAGUGGCCUUCUAAAUGAAGGGACUGCUCGAUUCGACCACUUUCCAGGUUCUGAGGACGACAAUUUGUCUACUUAUAAAACGAAAACCGGAGGUUUCCGCAGAUCACAAGGGGAAAUUCUCUUUUGAAAUCGUAAGGGCAUCUCGGCAUACGAUGGGUGUGUCUGCGUAAUCACCAUGGUUACUGCCCGAGAUUACUGUGUGAUGUCUUGCCAAACUUCUCGGGCCCUACUAUUUACGUUAAACAUUUAACUUUAUGCAAAAAUCGAGUAAAGGGUAAUCAGUUUCAGAGGAACAAACGGACGAUGCUCUUGUCUGCAACCCUAGCAGUAAUAUGUCUCAUAAAAUGCAAGUAAAUAAAUAAGCCAGACACUCAACCAGUGUAGUAGCGGCCAAUCAGAAUGUGCGAUACCGCUGUGAAACCAGAACUGGAAAGAUAAGGGAACUGGUAAUAAAGCAGAUAAUUCGUAAUUGGCCUUUUCGGCAGCGACUCAGCGAAGCACGUAUCUGAAAUUUUAAUCAGUACCUAACUGUUCUUUGACCCCUGUGCUCAUUGAAUCUGAAAAAAAGAGUUGUAAAGCAAACUGAGGGACAUGAAAUAGUAAACCAGGACUUCCUUAUGCGUUUUGCUGUGCACAUUCUAGUUUAAAAAACUGACCUUGUUGCUUAUUUGAUGGUUAGUUCGUUUGCCUUUGCGCUAGCAAUCAUCUAUGCUACCCAAGAAUUUCAAUAUCGUUGCAAGUUACUAUGUCCGAAUCCCUGUGAGAAAAUAAAAAUUCUCCCACCACAGGUUUAAUUUUUUAUGAAGUCGAGGGAAGAGUGACGACUCGCAGACCAGUUAUGAGUGUUUUGUUCAAUUCAAUUUAUUAUGGAAACGAACAGGCAGAAGAGACUGAAAACGUUUUUUCACAACCGAAUAUGGCCUCUAUGUACAGAUUACUAAGUCGACUGCAUGCAUCCAAACAACCUCAGCACAGAUUCAAGCAAUGACCGCAUGUGAGGAAUUAUAUUUCGCGUUAUGUCUGUGAAGGAUCGUUAUGCAUUUUUCCACUGAACUUGACGCUACAACAGUCCCGACGAAACAUUUCACGACCCCUCCAGACCGCCCAUGGAAGCCAUGAAAAUGCAGAAAUUUGAGGGCAUAAUUUUAUGAUGUAUGUAUAUAGGCGGUAGAUGUGCAUCAGAUUUGUUUUGCUUGAGGCGUGUGUUCGUAAGAAUGUUGUAUCUACAUGGAAACCACUAAAGUCAUCAGUCCCUGUUGAAUGCUCCUAGUCCCUUAGUGCAUGCCGUGGGUGGCUUCCUACCCAAUAUAUUCACAUCUUGAUUUCAUUCGCAGAACAUUCAAUUCAAUUCGAUUCAAUUAUUUUUAUUAAAGAACCGUCGGGGUCCCAUCAAUGCAAGUAAAAAUAAAUUUACAUGCGAAUUUUAGAUGAGGUAGGCAAAAUCUGUACAAAGUGCAAUACAUAGUUUUUGAGAUUAGAAGGCCGUUAAGCAAAAUGAAAAACGAGGGGUGAAAAAAAACUCCAAAGCAAAAUUUAAAAAUUAUUAUAGUAAUUUAACAGGAGAAAAAAACCCUCAAAAAAUAGCAUCAGACAUUAGACACCGUCUCGUCCGCAGCGUUUUCCCUGAUCGGAAUUGUCAGCAUCCACGACAUUCUAAGACAACUGCAGCUGCGAUGGAGCGGUCACCUUGAGAUAAUGAACGACUAGCGACUACCCGAUCUACUUUUCUAUGGAGAUUAUGUCACGAGUGCUCACCGUAAAUGAGGUCAAACCCACCGCUAUGAGGACACCUUGGCGAGUUCCUUGCAACGCUUACAAAUCAGUGCUAAGACCUAGCGAGGUCUCGCGCACGAUCGGCCGCCCUGGAGAAGAAACAUGUAGACAGCAGCAGCAAUUUAUGAAACCUACCGUAUCGUCUCUAUCAGUUCGAAAGUGGAAGUUUUCAAAUGUCAGACGCUCCUAAGCCGUAACGGCAAAAUCCAGCCCUCCCGACAUGCCCGGUCUGUUAACAAACAUUUCGCGCGUAGAUCGGCCUCGCCAAACAUAUCUAGAUCCAACGAACCAACAGUCGACAAUUUCUACGGCUGCCUUCUCGACCGGCCCUGUUUCGCCCCCCACGGCAUCCACGACGGCGUCAAAACUUAUGGCCAGUGACCACAAUCUCAGUGCUCCGUCGCCGUUGGUCACGGACAUUUUCAUCAUACCUGCCACGAGUUCUGCGGCGAUGACCAACACCACAAAUCCCACUCACGCCACCGGCCAUUACGCUCCCGACUGCUGGUUAACCACCACCCUCGAAAAUUGCCACCCAAAACCCCAACGGUGUGGGCUCAUUCCCAACCUGCCCCAAUUGCGAUCACACAGUCACCUCCCACAUCAGCCUGGCCGGUCACUUGCGAGUCCAUCCAACGCAACACUGGCUGGAGCCUCCACGCACAACCGCCUAAUCUGUUUUCAUUGUCCACAUUGCCGUCGCACAUCCAUUCAGCGUUAAGACCCAUUCGGUCACAUGUGUAUCCACAACACCAGUAAACGCCGCGAAACAGACAGGCCAGCUUAUCGCUAUAGAAAGAGCUUUAUUACUCGGACGUCUCGGAUUAAUGUUUGAACCCAUCAUCUGAGACAGUGUCAUAUAUGGAUGAUUCGUACGCAGAAAGUUGCAGUAUUUAUAGAAUGCAAUCACUAUGCCACUGCAUACAUAUGAUAUUUACCGCUCUCUCUUUCAUCGGGGAUUGUUGCCGACUGGUGCACACAGACCUAAUGCGAUCAUUGGGCGUCAGGUGAUGAGAGAAAAAGACCCACUGUCACAGCAGAGAACUUCUGGAGUCGCUUGCCGGAUCUGAUGCAAUUGCGAGCAAAGCAACUACGUUGGAGAAACUGGAAGACCGCUCCAGAAGCGAGUUCUCCAACAUGCGGUAGCAGUGCGGAGACAUUAGGCCAGCUCUCAAGACACGGGCAUUCGAAGAGUUCCGGCCACAGUCGUAUUUUACAAGAGAAGUCGAUUUGCCUGCUAAUCAUUAUAAUGGAAACGAGGUCGCUAAAUUUGACUCAUUCUCACAGAAGCUUUUGCUCAGCAAGAACUGCUGAUGCUGAAAGAAGCAACAUCGCCAGGUCCUGAUAAAAUACCAGAAGAGUUGUCGAUAGAAUUAGUCAACAUAAUUGACAGAGCGGCUACGUCUUCUCUUCCAUGUCUCUAUCGGUGCACACAGACUGCCUUCUGAGGGGAAGGCUGCGUGGAUUUCGCCGUUAAAUGAAAGUUGCAGUAGUGCUUCCGCAAACAACUACCGACCGUUAAGCUUCGCAUCCAUAUGCUGCAAAGUUAUGGAGCGAAUUAUCAAACGCGAACUGAUGCGGUUUUUAGAGCAGUAUUAUCUUCUCCCUGAUGCGCAGCGUGGAUUCCGCAGAGAAAAUUCCUGCCUGACCAGUCUACUCUAGUCUUGAACAGUGGACCCGAGCGAUUGAUGGAGGAAACGAGGUGCAUGUAGCCUACAUAUACUCCAAGAAGAUCUUCGACGGUGUGCUACACCAACGUCUCCUAUGCAAACCCAGCCGCAUAGAGGUAAAAGGCAAGUUUUUGUAGUGGACUGAAAACUUCUUGAUUGGUCGGUCUCAAAUUGUCCGUCUUGAUGACCAGCCACCGGCAGAGGUGACUGCUGCGAGCUGAGUACAUCGGGGCUCCGUUCUUGGCCCUAUCCUCUCCCUCAUCUAUAUUGAUGAAUGCAUCCAUUGGUUGGACUGCGACAUUGCCACGUUUUCUGAGGAUGUAAAGCUUUUGAACGUCAUCCGCAACGGGAACGAUGAAGCAAAUCUACAGGCAAACUUGGACCGACUCUAAUAAUGGUCAGGCCACUGGCUCCUCCCAUUUAAUGCUACCAAAUGCAACAUCAUGGGAAUUGAUAGAACCAGUUCCUCGCAUCGGAGGACGUACUAUCUAAAUCACACACGGCUGUUAGUAGCAGAGGCUCAGAAGGAUCUAGGUGUGCGGAUAACAUCUUCACCAAAGCCAUCAUUCCACUGCUUGAAAGCAGCGAAAUCCGCAAUGUCCAGCUAAUAUCCCAUCAAGAUGGCAUUGCCGAAGUUCGACGAAGUGUGCUCUCGGAAGGUCUUCAGGGUGUUUGUGCACCCACGGUUAGAAUUUGCCAUUCAGACCUGGAGACCCUGGUCUGUCAAAGAUUCUACUACCCUCGAAAAAGCCCAAAGACGGGCAUGUUAAAUUAACACUUAAUUCAGAUAUGGACAUCAGUCCGGUUGUUUGGACCUCACCAUAACUAGGGAUGAUAGUUGCAUUCGCGGAUUGGAAUCGCAGACGGCCCUUGGCCGAAGUGACCACUGCGUUCUAGUUUGGGGGUAAAGUCAUUUUCCAGCACCCGAAAUUCGAGCUGCUAAGUGAAGAAAUGUAUGGAAAGGGGAUUAUCACCGAAUGAAAAAUCUGCUACAGAAGGUGAACUGGAAUGCAGCACAAGGACCUGAUCCAGAAUGCGAUUGGCUUUUCCCCAAGAACGUCAUGCAGCACUUGGUAGAGAGCUGUUGCCCACUUUAGAGGAAACCGCACACUUCCCGACCAGAGUGGGUGACGUCAGAAAUAAUGAAUAACCUUAAAUUGAAAAGGAGACUUUGGAAAAAGUACGCCGGAUGUCAACAACCAGAGCAUUUCGUUGACUUCAAAUAACGGAGAAAUAUAUGUCCGAAUCUGUUGAGAAGGUCCCUAUAUAUAAGCAGCAUUACUUUUUGACUUUUGUUAUCUCCUGACGAAGCAUAUGCGCUUGCUUCCAUAUUACUUGGUGCAUUCAGUACCGCGUGCUUGUUAUUGUGCAAUUUUGAUAUAGAAGGCAUUCACAGACAAAUUUAUAAAAGUAACCAAUAGUUGUUGUGUGUAAUUACUUGCAAAAUUUUCUUUAAAACUUGCCUAACAUGUUGGUUUUUGACGUCAUUGUAACAAAAAGGGAGUUUAAAGGCUCUGGUCUACCUGCCCCUUAAUAAAUUGGAUCUGAUCAUUAUACUACAUGUAAGUGCUUUCUGUUUUGUUUCUUAUAUGUUUACCUUAUGGCCUUUCAACUACUGCUUUUUAUUUUGCAAAACCCAUAGUCGACGAACCCUCGCAAAUCAUAAUGAUACGCAACAUACAUCUGGAAUGUUAAUAAAAAUAGGCGCAGGUCAGCCAGCAGAUCGAGAGCCUGAAGCUGAUUCAAGAGCGGCAAAAAGUGCGCAGAAUAAUCUUAAAGUGGAAAAUGUGACAAAAGAAGACGGAAAGCGGCUGUUUUUAACGUAGACUUUAUGCGAGAACGCCGGUUUAAUGUAACGUAGGAAGUUAAUUAAUGUUGGUACCAUUUUAAUGCAAACUGAAGGGGUAUAUGCUUGUUAGCAAUCUCCUCUCACCUGCAAUACUUAGGCGCCUUGACUCCUAAAACAGGACAUGAAAUUCGUCUGAAAGUCUGCACGUUGAGUCAAUGCAACCUAUUUGAUAAGUCUGCUUUAACGGUUUGGCCAGACAACAGAGCAGUCAUUUGGCGAAGGCAUGCGCUAUCUCGAGUUUUCCUCCGAAUAUUGUGAGCAAUACUGUCUUUGAAAGUAAACCGUAAAUUUUCUCAUGUCCCCACCUCGUGCUUCUAAAAUCAGGUUCUGCCACCGUUCAAAGUGUAAGUUAUAAGCUUAUUCGUUUAAUUAUUUUUUAUUCCUGUCUCUGUUUGUUUUUCGGAAUUAAAUUGAUUUUCUGAUGUGGUUCCUGCGCUGUAUUUAAGACACACAACCAAUAUCCCUACUUUUGGGUUUCUCGCCCCUCGCGAAGUAUUCGGGGUUGCAAUGAGCUUAAAGCAGCUAAUUUUGCUAGCUUUACUCGCAUCAUGUUUGUACUACGGGAUACGACCGUUUAUAUAUUUUUCGCUUGCUUUGCUUUCUUUUGCUGCUGGGUAUGACGUUAACGUUUUCUUUCACCAUCAGCUUUAUGACUUUCCUCCCAGAUAGACGGUGGAAGUCUCAAAAGUCGUAUAGCUGCUUAUCACGCGGACUCAUAAAAGUACAAGUCUUCGCGUUUACAUACCUCGCCCUGUCCUAGGUUGACGAGAACGUCAUGACGAAUUUGAAGAAGGUGACCUAUUCUGUUUCAGGAUGCAACGAACUUGAUAUAGUUAUUGACCAGGUAUUAUUGCUUUGCCAUUCAUAAUACCUUUUUAGAUUCUAGACCAUAUAAUGCAAGAUUACGUCAAAAGUUGGUACGGCCCGCUGACGAAUGAGCCUGAAUUCCUCCAAAACGUGCACUUCGGGCUGGCCAACCUACUGUCGGAAGUUUCAAAAAAGUACACUUUAAUAGCCCAACUUACUUUCUAGGUUCCAAGCUAUUAACUGGAUCCCCUUUCUGAUAGAUGGCGUUCCCAACACGGUGAUCGAUCAUUUGCGAAUUUAUAGAAAAACGCUGGAGAGGUUGCAUGCCUCAAAGCAGACUGGACACGGUCAUUUCAGAGUCUUUUUUGAUAUUGAAGCCGAGAAGGAGGAACACUUUUGCCGGGAGUGUAUAUGCACACGCCCCGAAGACGAGCUAAGUAUGCUGGGAGCUUUCUUAAUGUUUGGCUUAAGAACACCUGAGGCGCCUGACUGAAGUUAUUCUUUACGCAACGAUGCCCAGCGACGAUUUUGCCGUCCCAGCGUAUCGGCUUCUUUUAAGAGUAAAUUUCAGCCUUUUUACAAUUCCUUCUAAGGAUGUCGUUGUUAAUGGAAUUUUGCUACCAGCCAUAAAUAUUCUCGCGGAUCCGGACUUCGUAAAUCGCACAAUUAUUAAUCUGGUACGUUUGUGCCGGAAAAUUUGGCCCUUAGGGUGUUUCUGAGCUUCGAAAUGCACAUUUCGCCCUUCUUAGCUGAGUUGCUUGAGUCAGGUCUAGCGCUCUAUUUUUCCUAAAUAGUACUAUCAGCCAUUUUCUGUCUCCGAAUUACCUACCAGUGUUAUCUCUGUAUGAGAACACCAUUUAAGCUGUAAUUGACGCCUCCUAAUCCAGAAUGCUUGUUAAAAAGCUCAUCAUUUGCUCUCUCGUAUUGCUUAAAAUUACAACUUUCCUUACAGGAAUUCUACCACGGAUCGAGACUUGAUAAACAUCUUCGCGAAUUAUUUAAAAUAGGAUAACAAACACUGUGGCAUACUUCCGCACCAAUUAUUCUUUUAACAAUCUCUUUAUUAUUCGUGGACCAUUGAGUGAAAAGAUGCUAUGUUCUUCCUUUCAGCUGUCUUUUAAAAGGGUUACAUUAACUGGCCGAAUUUCUUUUUGACCUCUACACUGAUUGCGAUAGCGGCAACUUGCGCUGGCAACAUCUAAUCCACAUGAAUUGACCCAAAUAGAUGCAUCGUCUGUCUUUUACUUAGGCGCUGAGCGAGGACAUUGGAUAACUAUCCCCUGAGCCUCCAAUUCUAGAAUUUGCGCUUUUGCUAAACCGAAGGAGCUCUAUGUUGUGCAUCAGAUUUGUUUUCUUUUUUGUAUAGUGCAACGAGUCGGCGUGUACCAGUCCUUACUUUAUACACUCUCUUCGGAUGUCACACAAUGUCCCGGAAUUGGAGGCUGUCAUGGAUAGCAUCAUAAAAUUCUCUGACCGACUUAGAGGACACGAUUCUGGCGGCGAGGAUGGUGCGUUUCUUAAUUUCUUUUUUUUUACGUACUUGUCGAAGUGUUAUGGUAGUUAUAAGAAUUUUCUCUGCCGAUAAUGUCUUGAUCACCAGUUCGUCAGACGUUUAGUAAACUGAAUAAGCUGAUUUCUUUUUCCAAGGCUAAAAUUGAACUGUGAGCGCGUAGAUGGCGUCUGUUUUGCUUCACGGCACAAGCGCCUUUUACCUAACAGUUGUUUUUUGGUCUAGACGCACUGAUAAAGGCCCAGCUGAGCAGCUUACAAUUCAUUAGUAAGCUAUGCACGAGCCGGAUCGAGCUGCUAAAAAGUCGCCCGUCUCCAAAGGUACUUCGACUGUCUCUUUUCCGAUCUUUUUGUUUAUGCUUAUAGGUGCUACACUGAAACAAGCUCCGUAUCCUAACAAUACGUUUGUUGUAUCCGGAAAUGUUAUAUACUUGUUACGACUUUCGAUUUCUUAAAUUCGUAACCUACGCUGGAGCUGACAACCUGCAUUAAUAGGCGGGUGAGGUAUCAGCAAGGACUAAAUGUACCACCGGUCAGACCUAACUGGUAACCUUAACUAGUUUUAAUGAUCUGCUGGUACUAAAGGUUGUCAAAAACAGGAAUGAAUGCUUUACUGAGACCCUUGACAUGAAAAUGACAUCUCAGGAGUGAUAGAGGAUAGGACGUGCAUUCAGUGCAUGCCGCAGAUACCAUCAUUGUCUUUGUAUAUGUUACUUCGGUCACUACCUUUCUUUGGAGCCAUGAAUUUCAACCACUGGGACACGCCACGUGCCGAGACGCGUACAUGAAACCUAGACAUAAAAAGGAUAAGAAGUUAACAGUUGGGGCGUAUCUGAUAAAACGACGUUCUCGGUCUUUGUUUACCGCCAUUGUCGGUACAGGUUGCCGCUUCUGUUCAAUAUUACGUGACGCUAUCUUACUAAAAUCGUCCGUUUGAUCACUACGCAUCUCCUCACUGAGCUAAACUAUAACUUAACACAAGGCUGGCAGCUUUGCGCUGCAAUGCCUUUAGUCUUGACUCUGAAUGAGUGCCGCGGGCUAGUGACGAUUUUUUGACGCGAAUUCACAUCAGGCAUCUUGGUGGAUGUCAUUUUUAUUUUUUGUUGCGUUGGUCCGCACACAUUUCUCCCUCUGGGCUUGCCAGAAAGUGCUUACAACAUCUGGGUCCGUGAUUUUUAGCCCAUGCCUCCGUCGGUCGAAGAUUCGGUGCCGAUUUGCGAUCUUUCUUUCGACAGCGUGAUGAACAACGACAUUGCGGUGGCCAACUUUCUUGGUAAGUCUGCCUUCAUUUUCAUGUUUCCGCCCUAUCUCCCUAAUUUUAUUUUAUAGACACUCUAAAGAGGUAUAUCCGAUCUUCCAUUUCUUAGACUUUCUCACCUCGCUGAACGAACAGUCCCUAUUCAGUCUUUACCUGAAUUGUGUGGUAAGCUUUACUCAGGUCGUUGUCUUCAUUAUUUACUUUUGCGGGCAGCGAAUUCGGCGUUUGUCUUGAUUGUAGGACAAAAUGCGGAUUUUCUGUUUGGUCUUUGAAUUUGAAAUUGCUUUAACGUCGUUUUAAGCCCCAUACUUUGCCCGACAGUUCAACCGUCGUUUCCGACGAUGUCCACCGUGUGCUCCACAACAGAAGGAAGCAGGGACGGUGACUUGUACGUGAAUUAGUUUAUAGUGAGCGUAGACUUGCACAGCACCUACCGCACUCUCUCCUCCCCCACCUGGACCCGGUGUCAAGACAGAGUUGAAUUGACCGGAUGUAGGGAAGGGUGCAGAUGCAUGGCACGAUCGAGCCCGCACCUUGGCGCUCCACUCCACACCCCCUGGUCCACACAUCAAAUGACCAGGAUUUUAACCAGCAACAAAAAUGGGGAGGACCGCAGGGGUCUCAAUGCGCUUGACAUCCGCCGGCAACUGGGUCUGCCACCGCACCCCGAAAUAUUGACAUUUGUUAUGGUGUGCAUCCCGAUAAUGUCUGCCAGGAUCUGAUAUGGCACCCGUGUUGGUCCACCGUUCGAGGCCCGCGUGGUGUCAACUACGCUCUAAAGUACCUUAGAUUCCCUGCUGUUGUCCGUGGAGAAAAUGCAUGUGUACAGUUUAAUCUUGAAACUUCAGACCGCGCGUUAGAGAAAGUGACUAACCAAGUGGUUGACCAAAGUAGAGGAAGGAGAUUGAAAUGACCAUUGCUGAUGUGUGUUCGUAUAUCCACCAGUCACUCCGGAAACCCCGAUUGGAGCUGUACGUGGCCGGAAGUCGAAUGAAGUCUCUGCAAGGAGUUAGAAUAUGAUUGACUGGAAGUGGUGAAAAUUUCGACCUGCUAACUUUAAUCUCCGCCGCUUUUGUCAUAAAUUUAUUCCUUAUCUAUUUCUUACCUUAUUUAGACCACCCAAAAUUUUUCAGUCAAUAAACUUCGCGAGGGUGGAGGCACACGAAACCUGUGAAUUUGCUAGCCAGCUAUUACGUCUAGCUGCGAGCACCUACACUGGGACAGGGGAACUUCCCUUCGCGACCUUUUCCCUCUGUCUAAUUCCAGACAGGACGCCAUACAAUCCGAUUCUGCGGUUUCUACUUCUGCACGAAGUCGGCUUCCAUCUAGUGUUCAACCAGGCUUGCCAAUUUCUCGUCGAUUGUUACUUCUUGGGGUGUACAGCAUGUUUGACAAUGCUCCCCACGCACCCUUUGAGCAUCAUACGUUGGGGAUUUCUUAGUUUUUACUAGGUCUUCUCAGUGAAUGCCUGAAACCGCGCGUGUGAAAGGAUCCCUGUCAGUAACGACUGCGGUUCACGCGGCUGGAUAGGUGGGACAGUAUCUAAAUAAGCAGAUGCCCCGUCAGACAUUGUUCCGGCAGUUUGGAUUUGUGACUGCCCUUAAUGACUGAAAGGGAAACAUGUGUAAGACUUCACUAAAUCUUUUGAGCAAAACUAAGCACACGGUACGACACAAAAAUGGUCUAAUCAAGCGACAUUUUGUGAAGAUUUGUCAUCUCCGUUUUAAUUGAAAGUCGUGUAUGGGACCAGGUCGCCGGUCUCCACAGAUGCCCACCGCAUCGAAAUUGUUCUUACCACGGCCGCGUGACACGUAGAGUUUAAACAUUUAAAAAUGUGCUACUUGGCUGAAUGUAAGUAACAGUUUAUGGUGCUUUGCAUGUUUACCCCAUGCAUGGUCGAUUUCUGCAGCAUCAAUUGGACAAUCAGUAGGGCUUCUGUGCAAAUUGCUUGAAGGUAAAUUUGUUCAGGUCACUUCUAUCAGAAACACGACACUCGCCGUCUCGCCUCCAGAAUCCGGACUGCUGAUUAGUCGAUGUCUCCCCACCAGUUUGUCGAUGAGCUACGAUUUGCUCUUCUACAAUUUACCGUUCAAUCGGAUGGGCUCUACUUUUUUGUUCAUAACUUCUGGUCACCGCUUUUAUAGGGUUGAUCGGGACCCAGACGAUAGUGAGCUGGUGUUUGUUCGUUGGAGAUCGACUCUUAAUGACCGCCUUUUGAAAACAGUGCAGUCGUCGCGAGCAUUCCCAGCUUACUUGACAGUUAAUCACGUCGUUCAUUAUUGAGAUGUGCACACACUUUUUCGCCUUCGCUUUGCCCUAUCAAAAUUUGUGACCCGGGUUUUCUUAGUUCAUUUCGUUGUCUUUGCAGGCUUUUAGAGCCAACGCUGAGUCCCUGUCAACGGAAGUCUCCACAAACUCGCCCAGUAACUCGGAUGACAAACGUACCCACGAGGAUAUGACCAGCGAGCAGGCCUUAGACGAGUCCCUGUCAUCAUCCUCUGCUGUGGACUUUAAGCUCGACUCCCCGUCACUCGAUGCGGAAGGUGUCGCGGAGGCUCGCUCCAGCCCUGGCUCCGAUGAAGCUGAAUUCUUCAACUUCAACUCACAGCCUACCUCCUCGGAGGAGAGCGGCGCUGCAGUGCCGCAGGACCUAAGGGCUUUCGGCGUCUCCUUGUGCAAUUUAAUCCUUCGAGAUCUUCCGCUUAUUCCCGAGGAGACUGUACAAAAGUGCUUGCGCGC
This is a messenger RNA of Spirometra erinaceieuropaei, 13723 nucleotides long. The record is from the annotation of a GenBank genome assembly. NCBI's taxonomy places the organism in Eukaryota, Metazoa, Platyhelminthes, Cestoda, Diphyllobothriidea, Diphyllobothriidae.